GACCGCUGGGGAAAUUGAGUUUAUACCUGCCCCCUUUCCCGUACAAGGCGACUGUUUUGUGACUGUGGACAUCAUGGUGUGGGAGGUGGUGCCCCCAGCUGUGCUGUCCAGCGACCCCAAAAAUCACAAGGUCCGGGAGCCCGAGCCUCAGGCGGAACACACAGGAGUGAUGAUGGAUGCAGAUGAAGACCAAUCACAUGACUUGCUCCUCUGUGCAGAACACUUCCCCUCCUCACCUGGCUUCGCCACAAGUGUCAGUUACAUGGAAUAUGAUGACCUGCCAGAUCUAGAGGAGGUCCAGGAGAAGGCGGAGCCAACAGCACCACCUGUUUACCAGGUGGAGAUGGGUGUGUCACACCAGGAGCUACAUGCGUAUGCAGAGGCACACAGACCACAACCGCCUGACACACGCUGGCUGACACAGCUGGCCCACAUCGCCACUGGGCCUCAGAGCCCACUGCUACAGGAGUCUCCUCACAGCAGCCCCUCUUUAGUCUGCAUCUCCAACACCAGCAGUGAUCUACAUUCCUAUGCCAGGCCUCCUCGUCCUCUCCCCAGGAGCACCUUGUCACCCCCAAUAGGUCAUGGAAGGCAGCAUCAACGCAGUAGGACAAACAGUGAAUGUGGCUCUGCAGUGUCAACCAGAUCCUCUGUCUCUGAUGAUGAAGACAUGGGCUGGAGCUUCUCCUGGCCACCCACCGCCUGGCACUGUUUCAUUAAAGGCACUCACCUGCGUUUCCACAACAGCUAUAAUGUGGAGUGGCAGGAUGCUGAGGAGUUGGAUUUUGCUGAGGAUGGCUCUAGUGAUGAGGAACAGUCAAGAUAUGUGAAGAGUUAUGGCUCUGAGGGUCUGCAGCUGGUGGAACAUUCAGAGAUUGUGCUGUCUGGUCAGGCUAUCCUACACCUGACCUUUGACCCUGGUGCAUUUGGACAUGCCCCCAUGACUGCCAGGUGCCAACUUGACCACCCCUUCUAUGUGAAAAACAAAGGGUGGUCAUCCUUCUACCCAAGCUUGACUGUGGUGCAUUAUGGAAUACCAUGCUAUGAAAUGGAGGUAGGAGAUGUGUGCCUGCCUCCAGGACACAGAGAUGCCAAACACACGGAUGACUCACUGGUAUUUGACACCUUUAGGAGUUAUGAUUUUACUCCUCUGGACUCCUCUGCCGUUUACAUGCUGAGCAGUAUGGCCAGACAGCGGCGGGCCUCUCAGUCCAGCAGCGGAGCUGUUUCUCCAGACAGAGACACAUUACAAGAUGCCCACAGUCCCAGCCACUCUGGCUCUCCUCAUCAAAAGACAACCAAGAGCCAGCAUGCCAGUGCACGGGGAGGUAGUAACACCACACCCAGUAAGUGCAAGAGGCCAAUGAACGCCUUCAUGCUGUUUGCCAAGAAGUUCAGGGUGGAGUACACACAGAUGUACCCAGGCAAGGAUAACAGAGCAAUCAGCGUCCUCCUUGGUGAACACUGGAAGAAAAUGCGAAGUGAGGAGCGACGGGCAUUCACCUUACAGGCCAAAGCCCUUGCUGAUGAACAGAAAAGACUCAACCCAGACUGCUGGAAACGCAAACGGACGAACUCUGAAAUUAAGGCUACAGAGAAGAAAACAGGACAGCUGACAGAGCCUGUAGGAGACAAACACACACAUACACAUGUGAAGAAGUGAUGAAGAAAAGAGAACAAUGGGUAACCUAAUACUUUGCUUCAAUUUUGUCUACAACAGACUUGCCUUGAUCUCCCAAAGUGAAGAUUUAAUUCAGUGUUUUUAAAUAUUUUCACACAUCCUUGUAACAGUAAAAACAACCAGCAGUUUCUGCUCUUGGUAAACACAUUGACCUACUUUCAAAAGUGUCACAUCCCUCUCGCUUGCUUUUAAAAUGUGCUGAUUUUUAAGAGGAAUAAAUCCUUAUAUGUCUAUGGUAAUUAUAACAAGGUAUCAAAUGUAAUGUAACACCUCCCUCCAGAGAGGACAUAUUUCCAAACAAAAUUAACACGCAGAUCUACAGGGUUUUAGCUACGACUGGAACUCCAUGAAUUUACAGCAAUAUGAGAAUAAAAAAAAAAAGUCUGAUCUUUUUUAAGUCUUCACCAUAUGCUUGAAACAGGUGGAAGCUGGGGUGCUGUAGCUUUUUAGGUAAAGUAGAGAUUCCGUAUUUUCCCCAAAUUAUAUUUUAUAUAUAAAGAAAUAUACAAAGUAUUUUCUUGCCUGUAUUGUAUUUGCACUCAGUGUAUUUCACAAGACUACAUAUUUUAACUUUGCCUUCAUGUAAUUCAUCAUGUAAAAUUAGUUAUAAAAAAAUAGUUAUAAAACAAUGUGUGUACACCGUAAAUUCUCGAAUAGGGGCCCAGGUUUUUAUUUACCUCAAAUUAAGAAAGAAUCAGGCCUUUUACUUUAGACAGUUUAUGUCUAAUUUUAUCCAUUUUUAAUAUUUAUUUUAUUUUAGUAAGAAGGCUCCAUCUACAUCUGAUUUGUUUUUGUUUUUAACAGGAAAACAUUUCCAGCAAUUAAGGAGGUAGAAUCCCUUUACUUUUGUAGAAGGCUUUACUUUUGAUAAAGGAGUUAAUUUUGAGUCUCCCUGACAGUUGCUCUAGAAAGUGCAAGCAAAAUGCAUUGUACUGAUGGUAUGAAUACUGUGAAAAUGUUGAUUAUGAUAAAUUUACCGCAAUAGCCAUUGUAGUACUAAUAAUACCCCCCCCCCCCCCGCCUUCAGGCUUUAUUUGUAGGGGCUUUUAUUUGAGAAUUUAUGGUAAUUAAGUAUUGUCACAAAGGAUAUGAAUUCACAUUAUAGUAAAUUGCCAUUAUAGCAGCAGCAUAACAUAUGCACAUGACUUUGAUUUGUCAGUUUUCAUCUACACUGCUGAAGUGUCUUUUAGCAAGACACUGGAUUCCCAGCAGCUAUAGGGGGCAAUAGAAAAGACACCCUCAAUGUAGUAUUUCAAAUAAUAUGUUUUUGCUUUUGAUUGUAACAUCUCUGUGUGCCAUAAUAACAUUUUUAGAUGUGUUCAAUCAAAGCAUCUUUGCGUAUAAUCAAAGAAACAUAAAUACAUGUGAGGGUUGAAGAGGGUUUGUGUUACUCAAAGCUUUAUUUAAGGAAUUUUGACCUACAAGUUAACUAAUAUAGUUAAUUUUUUCAGGGUUUGUUAGAAAAACACCAAUGAGUUUUGGUGGCUUUACUUUGUUUUUUGACAAAUGGAAUGGGAAAAAACAUAUGAGAUAAAAAGCGUGGUAUAAAAUUCUUCCAAGCUGAUAAGGUCACUGAUCAACAGCUACUGUGAAGAGUUGGUGGAACUCAUUGCCAAAAAUGUGGGCUGCACUAGCCAUUCAAGAUUAUCAGCAAUCAGAAAACAAUCCAUAAUUUUGUGUUGUAUUUUAAUCAGGAUGUUUUAGAUUUUUUCGGUCAGAAAUGCUACAGAUGGUUUUUCUCAUCUCUUUGAAUCUGUUAACAUGCAACUGGGAAUCAGCAAUUCAGUCUUUGUGAGAGUUUUUAAUCUCUCAUAGGCAAAGACAGACAAAAUAUACUGAUCAUACAAUGAGACAGCCCUGGGCCCUCAAGGAUUUACUGAGAAUUGGACAUUGGGAUUAGACCCAAACCCACAGCUUCACGGCUGAUUUCUAACCACCUACUUUGUUUGAACAUUUUUGAAGGGGACAGAGAUUUGGCUAAAGGCAACAUCUGUUAGCAAUAUUGCAAUGCAAAAAAUGUUGAGUAAAAAUAUUAUCUUUAAUAAAAACCUAGUCUCAGUAAACCUAAAAUAUAGAGGAAAGGCAUGCAAACCCAUGCAUUUGAGCCUUUAGAAGUGUGUUUGGAUUAAAGUACUUGUACCUUCAUGUAGAGUUGUAUCCAUGCGGAGUGUGAAAGCAGGAAUCUGCUUGGGGUUUAAAUGCUUGAAAAAGUUAAACUUUAACAGAUAUAGAAAAAAAAAAAACAUUUAAAUGCUUCCAAGAUGGGCACUCAUACUCUCACUGCAUAUCGACAUUUGUUCUUAAUGCACUAUAUACACUUUAUCUUAUGUGACUGCUACAGUAUAAUGUGUAAUGACAAAUAUUAAUAUGAUUAUAUAGAAAUAUAUAUUUUUGGUUUUGACUUCAUCUUUGUUAACCUUUAAUUGUUGUGCAUUGAUUAUUUGACUUUUGUUUGUCUUUACUGUCAUGUCAUGUACAGGUCCAUCAGGGGAGACAAUGCAAUACAAUGUAUUAUAGUAUAAA
This is a messenger RNA of Xiphias gladius (swordfish), 4204 nucleotides long. Its product is annotated as HMG box-containing protein 1-like. Gene Ontology annotation, biological process: regulation of transcription by RNA polymerase II. Bases 74 to 1663 code for a protein of 529 amino acids. Gene Ontology annotation, cellular component: nucleus. The transcript is spliced from 13 exons. Gene Ontology annotation, molecular function: DNA-binding transcription factor activity, RNA polymerase II-specific; protein binding; RNA binding. The record is from RefSeq and is a predicted model, not a curated record. Lineage: Eukaryota; Metazoa; Chordata; Actinopteri; Istiophoriformes; Xiphiidae.